Messenger RNA from Physeter macrocephalus (sperm whale), 6600 nucleotides. It is a transcript of the gene TMEM192, whose product is annotated as transmembrane protein 192. Gene Ontology annotation, cellular component: lysosomal membrane; late endosome. The record is from RefSeq and is a predicted model, not a curated record. The transcript has 6 exons. Bases 268 to 1059 code for a protein of 263 amino acids. Lineage: Eukaryota; Metazoa; Chordata; Mammalia; Artiodactyla; Physeteridae.
CGGGCUUGUUUUCCCGGCAGAUGGCCGGGCGGGCGCCAGCCCCGUGCGGACGCGUGUCGGGUCCCGGAACUGGGGCGGCCCGAGGUGCGCGCGGGGCCGCUCGGACGCCCGGGCGCAGAGGCGAGUCCCCCUCCUCUUGGGUCCCGGCCUGGGCCCUGAGGGCUGUGACUUGGAGCGGCUGCGGCGUCCCGCGGGCAGACCUGUCGUUAUCAUCACCCGAAAACCCACAUUGGAGAAAAACAAUGUCGUGAUGUUUUGAAUCGAGGCAUGGGUUCCUUGGAUCUCAUCCAAAGUAUUGAAGAUGACCCCCUUCUGGACACCCAGCAUCUCCCACAUCACUCAUUACACGCUCAUUUUAGGCCCAGAUUCCACCCUCUUCCUACAGUCAUCAUUGCAAAUCUUCUCUUGUUGAUACAUAUUGUGUUUGUUAUUUUAGCAUUUUUAACAGGUGUGCUUUGUUCUUACCCCAAUCCAAUUGAGGACAAGUGCCCAGGAAACUAUACCAACCCAUUGAAAGUUCAGACAGUCAUAAUCCUCGGAAAAGUUAUUUUGUGGAUUCUGCAUUUCCUCCUUGAACGAUACAUCCAGUAUCACCACAGCAAAGUAAGAAACCGAGGCUAUAACAAGAUCUACCGGUCAACAAGGCAUCUUAAAAGCCUUGCGCUGAUGAUACAUUCCACUGGCAGCACGGCGCUCCUCCUCCUGCUCUGCCUGCAGCACUCCUUCCCCGAGCCCAGCGUGCUGUACCUGGACCUCAUUCUAGCCACCCUGGCCGUGGAGCUGGUCUGUUCCCUGACGUGCCUGCUCGUGUACACAGUGAAAAUUCGAAAAUUUAAUAAAGCCAAGCCACAGCCUGAUGUACUUGAAGAAGAAAAAAUCUAUGCUUACCCCAGCAAUAUUACCUCGGAGACUGGAUUCAGGACUCUCUCAAGCCUGGAAGAGAUUGUGGAGAAGCAGGGAGACAUCAUAGUGUAUCUGAAGCGGCACAAUGCCCUGCUCAGCCAGCGUCUGCUGGCCUUCACGUCCUCUGACCUCAGCUCUCAGCCAAGUGGGAUUUGACAGCAAUUCCAGAGGAGCCAGAGUAAUUUAGACUGACCGGCUACCUGACAAGCUGUCUUAGGGAAAUGCAGCUUUGCCAAGUAACAUUCUACGAUUUCUGUUGGAAACCUGAAUUUGGUUCUCACCUGUGUGGCUGUUUAAUAAGUAGGACUCGUGGAUCAUUUGAAAGACACUUUGUAGCGCCUUGCGAACUCAAGGGGAAUGUCUGUUUUGCACAUUUUGAAAUUAUUUAACUGCCUGGUUUAUUCUAGGAUCAAAGGUAUAGAUUAAACAUCUCCUUGACCAACACUUCUUCCAUACUCAUUGGGACCGGGUAAUAAUUUGGCUUUUUACAGAGGAAGUCUGAAAUAACAACCUAUAUUUAAAACUGGGCUUGAGUUUUUCCCACUAUACUGGUGAGAGAAGUCAUCAUUUCUCAUGGUUAGUGUUUUUUCCCAUGGAGCCUUACGUAUUUUAUAUGCUUGUUUGGUAUUGGAUGGCCUUGGCCCUUAUAGCUUUUAUAAGAAUUUUGUCACUGUAGGACCAAGGUCUCACUGGAUGAUUUACUUUGCAGCCCCUACAGGUUUCCAUUCUCCAGAAAUAAGAUUUGAAGAUUACUUGGACCAGCAUUAGACCAACCAGUGCUGCCUGUGAAAGCAGGAGCGCCUGCCAUUGGCAGCAGCUGAAAUAGUUAGAGAAGACUUCGGGCUUUCUCUUUAUUUUGGCCCUUCUUUGAGAGGUAGCCAUGUAUUUCAGUAUUGACUGUCUUUGGAUCAAUAAGUUCAGUUAUAGGAAAGGGGUCUUCUAUAGCUUUAAGUUUGAAAGAAAAAAAGAAUAUGUUUUUUAGUCUUGGAUUAUACUUAAAAAUUAUGAUGGAAAAAAUGUCAUAUCAACUUAUAUAUAGAUAUUAAACAUAUCUAAUUCUCCAGAUAAAAUGAAGCAUAUUUAUGAGUAAAUGGCAUUUUUUCUCCAGUUUUCCUAGCAUGCCCUUUUCAUGUAUCAGUUUGCUUUUGGCACCUUUACAUGCUGCCUCAGAAAGCCUUCUGUGUGAAAGCUUAACAUGAGGGAAGGGGAUAUGUGUGAUUAUGUAUGCUGCUAAAUUUUUUUUUAUUUAGCUGAAUAAUCAAUAUUUGAUGUAAAAAUCCUUGAGCUAUACAUAACUAUUUGGCAAGGGAUGUGUUCAUUGGGUCAUACCAUACAUAUGAAGGGCAAACAUCUGUUUCCUUUAGAUACAGCCAUUGCGGAGCAUUCUCAAGGUUUUCUGCUGAGGUCAAGGUGAUUGUGUGUCACCUGUAGUCAAUACCAUUGAGUCCCCAAAUUGAAAACAUUCACAAACUAAAGCCAAAAUUGUAUUUUUAAAGUUAAGAUUGUAUCCAAGUUUCCUGACUUCUCCUUCCUCUCUUUUUUUCUUUUUUCCUUCCUUUUUAAUAUGUCUCAAAGCCAUUGCCUUCUGUGGAAACCUGUCUCUAUGUUCUGGAAGAGCUUUUGCCUUUAGCUGUUUUCCUUAGGGAAAAUACAUGUGGUAGAUGAUUAAUUCUCUUUACUUUUAAAUUCAUUUUGGAUCUACAGUCAGUUUCUAAGGUUUAUGUGAUGAACAUUGGUUUACAGAGAAAGGUAUAGUUAAAAAGUUAGAAUACUCAAGUUCUGAUGGGCUGUCUGUAUAAUCACCAACAUUCUUUUCUAAACUCAAUACUGAACAUUUCAAACAAUAAAAGAAAAUGAAAGAAAGGAAUGAACAAAACAAUUUAAAUGUUAGUCAUUUUGCGCACCAAGUAGAUACUGUGCUAGCACCAUGGAUACAAAAAUUAAUAAGACAGUCCUAGCUUGUAGCUUACAUUCUAAGGAGAGGACUAGGAUUUCCAGGCUCAGUGCGAAGUGAAAUGAUGACAGUAAGCCCAAAGUGCCAUAGGGGCUCCAGGUCAGAGAGUUUCCUGGGGGGAAAGGCUUUGGGUAUUCCAGGGAAAUUUAUGAGUAAACAAGAAGGUCGAACAGCUACAGAUGAUCAUCUGCACUGUGUAUAGCUUGAGCCCAAAGGGUGAUGCUGGACAUGGGAGGAAGAACGACCAGUGGCAGAUUCUGGGGACCCUAACGCUCUCUAGGCCAAGGGACCUGCAGUGGAAUGGGGCCCACUGAAGGGUUCCAGGCAAGGAAGUGGCAGUCGGUUUUAGUUUCAGAAGGAUCAGACUGCCAGUGUGGUGUAGGAAAGUGGGUGGCAGAGUGUAUAUGGCGCUGAACUAGGGCAGGUAAAGUAACAUUUUAUCAUGGGUAUAUAUGUAUAUAUCUGUAUUGUAUUUCUAUAUUGUUAAUUUGGGGAUUUUAUUUCAAAUGACAGCAUCAUGACUUACUGCAUUUCUUUGAAUACUAAUGAAUUAGAGCUUUUUUCCUGUAUUCUUUGGCCUUUUACAAAUCUUUUGUGAUGUACAUGUAUAAGUCUUUUGCUUAUUAUUCUCCUGGGAUAUUCUUUUUCUAGCAAACAUCUUCCUUUAUAUAUAAGGAUAGUCUUCAGUUUAUAUUUGUUGGAAAUAUUUUCUAGCUUGUUUUGGGUUCUUUUGCCAUGUUCUUCUGCAGCCUGGAUUCUGUCCCCGUAGCACUGGUGGAAAGUUCACACAAAUGAAUUCCUAAAGCCACAUCGGGUGAGAGCCAGCAGUGUUUGAAGAAAUUUUAAUAUACCCAUGCUUGGGAAUUCCCUGGCUGUCCAGUGGUUAGGACUCCGUGCUUUCCCUGCUGAGGGCUCAGGUUUGAUUCCUGGUCAGGGAACUAAGAUCCCACAAGCUUCGCAGUACAGCCAAAAAUACACAAGCGCGCGCGUGCGCACACACACACGUGCACGCGCACGUGCACGCACACACACACACACACACCCCACACCCCCAGGCUUCUGCUGGAGGCCGUUUUUCUUCACAUGAAUUAAUUCUUUUUCCUUUUUUCUCUAAGGCAGGGUUCUCUAACCUUGGCACUAUGGACAUUUUGAGUUUGUAUAAUCUUUGUUAUGGUGACUGUCCUGUGUGUUGUAGGAUAUUUAGCGGUAUUUCUGACUGCUAGGAUGCCUGUAGCAACCUCCAGUUCUGACAACUAAAAAUGUCUCCAUACACAGGCAUUUCAUUUCAUUUAAUACUUAACAUUUAGUUGAGAGCCUGUGUGCACCAGUGAACAGGGGUCAGUCAGACAGAGGUGGUUUCUAUUCUCAUGGAAGCUACAUUCUCAUGGUGAGGUUGGGGCAUGAUGGGGUGAGGAAGUGAACACAGCAGACAGACAAGCCAGUAUUGGGAUUGAAAAAUACAAUUCUUCUGUAAAUUAGGCCUCGUGGAGAUUCUGAUGUUAAUAUGACUUAUGGAAAGAAUUUAGCUUCCAUGUUCUGCAACCAUUCAGAAAACUGAAUGGCAAACAAAAUGAACUUUACGUCCCCUCCCCAUCCUUUUUACAAGAAGACACUGUUAUUUGGUAAUCUCACAAACUGAUCAGAGAUGCUCUUGUGAGCCUUGAAUACAAAACUCCCAUUUGUUAGCCUCUUGAAUUCUUCAGGAAACAAACCUUGAAUAUAUGCCAAUCACAAGUCACAAAAAUUUCAAAACAUUUCCUAGGUUUCCUAAGGAAGGUUGUUUAUUUGUAAACCACGUAAGCCUGUCUCUAAUUCUUCCCCUCCCAGCCUCUCUAGUCUGGCCCAGCUUUUCGUCCUGCUGUUCCACUGGAACUUCUUAUCAAGGCCAAGGGUAGGAUACCUCUUACCAGGGCUGAGUGCCCUCCUCAGCCUGCCUGCACCCUUCCUCUCAGUUGCCCACUCCCUCCUUGAUUGAUUUUCUUUACUCUGGCUUCCAGGACACUGCAGCCUCCUGGCUUUCUUCCAGCCACACUGGCUUCCUGUCCUGUCUCCUUUGCAGGCUCCUUUUCUUGGUGUUCGUGUCUCCUGGGCCUCUUCUCUCUCCAUAGGCACUCGCUCUUGCUGACCUCAUGGCUAUAGCGCAGUGUACAAGCUGGCCACUUCCAGAUGUGUCCUCCCUGACCUCCAAACGUGUAUACCCUGCUUCUCUUCUAGAUCUCCACUGCAAUGACUGAAAGGCAUUUUGCAAAGCCGAGCUCUCCUCCAUAGCCUUCUCUAUUUCCACGGGGGUCGCUGGCUUUUCCUUUACAAUAGAGUCAGACUCCAUCACCUUCACAUGGAUUGUUGCAAUAGUCUCUUAAGUGGUCUUUCAGAUUCUAACCACCACUCUCCCCCCACCCCUACCCCCCCCACCCCCAACAAGCAUCAGUGUUUAGUGUAGCUGCCAAAGAGAUCUUUCUAAAACACACUUGACAAACCGUGUUACUCUGAGGUUUCCCUAGUCAGUAAAAUCCCAAGUCCCUGGCAGUGACCUCCAGGGCUCUAGAAAAUCAGCUCCCACCCACCUCACCUCUUCCUGCUCCUUCACUUUCUCUGUUCCAGUCACGUUGUUUCUGGAUUCUGAGACACGUCCCCACCUCAGGACCUUGCACCCCUGUUCCCUCAGCCUGAAAUGAUCAAUUCCUAUGUAACUUUACCUCCUUCAAUUCUUUAUUCAUGUCUCUUUCUCAGUGAGACUUCCUCCCCACUCAGCCCCUUCUAUCUCCCUUACCUUAGGGCUUCAGAAUAUGUCAUCUCAAAAUACGUCACCUUGGCAUUAUUGGUUAUUUUGAACUAAAGUUUCUUGAGAAACAUCCACUACAAGAAGUAAACUCUUGGAACUUCCCUGGCAGUCUAGUGGUUAAGACUGUGCUUCCACUGCAGGGGGCAUGGGUUCGAACACUGGUCGGGGAAUUAGGAUCCCACAUGCCCUGCAGCAUGGCCAAAACAAAACAAAACAAAAAAAACCCAAACAACAACAACAGGAAAACCCUACCACUCAAAAAACAAAAAACAGAAGUAAACUCUUACCCUUCUUUUUCCCUGAGAAAUCAGGAGAUAAAUCUGCCAUGUGAAAGGUGCCCUCCCCAGUGAAACUGAGCAGGACCCGGCAGGGCUCUCCUGGGUACAAAAGCCCCUCUAUGUCUCUGUUUCUUGUUUGUUUGUAGAAAAGGGCUUUAAUCUCCUAGGCCUUCUCUGAGUUCCAAAGAGCAGGCACAAGCAGUUACUAAUUAGAGGAGUGAGGGAAUGCAGACACAAAGGAAAAGCAGUCAAGAAACAAUACUGCAGAGAUAAAAAGAGUCCUGCUUCCUCCUCAAGUGCUAUACAUAGCAAUCUGAUGCAUAUCUUUGAGUUGUUCUGCAGGAACUAAGACCCCACUCAGGUGGAGGAUGGUGACUACAAGCUGACCACAAGCACGUAGACCGCAGACUGGUUGGAACCAGAAGGUUGAUGAUUAAGGUUCCUGGAACACCACCUGGUUACCUCACCACCAAACAAUCAGAAGGAGGUCAUGUACCCUGCAACUCUCACCCUAAUUGUUGCCUUUAAAAGCCUUUCCCUGAAAGCCAUCUGGGAGUUUUGGGUCUUUUGAGCAUGAGCUGCCCAUUCCUCUUACUUGGGCCCUGAAAUAAAUGCUGUACUUUCUUCACCACAACCUGGUGUCAGUAGACUGGCUUUGCAGCAUGGUGGGUGAGUGGACCCAG